AUGACGACGCAACAAAAUUUAAAAAUUUCCUUAUUCCCACAAAAAACAUUUGCCAAACAUCAUGAAUCAAUAAUUCAACAGAUUGAAUCGAUAGAACGUAAAACUUUUCCGAAACAUGAAGUUAUAGAGGUUGAAAAGAAUGCACAAAAAAACCAAGAAAUUAAAAUUAAAAUUUAUGGAUAUAUAAUUUACUCAUAUUUGGCUAGUAAUAACUCAUUAUUACCAUUGACACGUAUUCUAAAAAUAUGCAUUCACCAGGAUUACAGAGGACAAGGAUUAGGAACAAUGAUAUUAAAACAUGCGAUUGACACCAAUAAAGUUCCUGAAAAAAGUAAAGCUGAACUAUAUGUUGAUGUUAAAAGACAAGUUGCAAUUAAAUUAUAUGAAAAAUUUGGUUUCAAAAUUAAAGAAUUGGUUAAAGAUUAUUAUCAGCCUGAGAGAGAUGCUUAUUUGAUGGUAUUAGAAUAA
This is a messenger RNA of Entrophospora sp. SA101, 468 nucleotides long. Lineage: Eukaryota; Fungi; Glomeromycota; Glomeromycetes; Entrophosporales; Entrophosporaceae. The record is from the annotation of a GenBank genome assembly.